AUGACAUCUAUCGAAGCUCUGCUUGGUCGAGUGGAUAUGACGCAGGCUCGCUUAUUACUCGUACGAACUGAUCUUGGAGAUGUGAUUUGCACCCUUACUCUUCUUGGAUUCGCUCAGGCUGAAGGUCGUAUUGUAGAAGUCGAAGACCCAACUCAAGAUGGAGUGGUUUUCAUUUAUAAAACUCAAGAGUAUGCAAAUAUCGAUAAAGUAUUGACAACCAUGCUGAAUGGAGAAUAUCUACGUGUAGUCAAUGAGUCAAACUGUGAUGCAUCUCCCUUCAGUGUGGUUGCCAGCAUUAAUGACAAUAAUGUUAUUCUUGCAUUUGCCGCUGCUGCCUGCAAUCCACCGCAUAUACCUACUGAUUCAGCUGCUGAUCAGCCCGACCAGACUGCAGCGUGGGAUGUCUGGCUUAAAUCCAGAUACGACAACUUACAGGACAACACCAUCGAAAAUACAAAAUUCAUCUCGUACUUUGUCGCUACUUCAACUCAUGCCCACCAAUUCUUGCAUCUCUUCACAUCCGCUGCUUUCAAACACAUCCCUGCACUGUCCUACUUGGCACUCAUGGUUCCAGAGUCAAUCACACUCUUUGCUCCCCUCUACUAUCCUGUAUACAAACCCGACAAACUCACUCAAAACAUGGUGAUUUGUGAUCCAAGCAUGCAAGGAGAUCCAGAUGACUCCCAGCACAACUACUUUGUAAAAAUCACGAGCAAGCUCGCCAAGAAUACCGGCUUGUACAUGUGUACACGAGAAAACCUGCUACCGAAAUUCGUGGUUAGGAAGGCAUUACUUGAAGACUGGGAUGAUUUGCUCCCUAUUCUCGUAAACCAGCAUGUUAUUCAAUCAAAGGACGAACAAUAUACAUUGUCUGAUAUACUGAAUCCAAAGACUAACAGUGAUGCCGCAUUGGUCGCUGAGGUGGCCGGAAAGUCUGUCGGGUUCAUGAAGUGUAGUAGAGACGUAGACUCACAAUUCCUGCUCAAAAACUUUGAUUUGGAAGGGAUGCUCAGAGAAAAAUUAUCGAAUAAAAGCAAGAUCUUCUGUAUUUCCAUAUUCGCUCUAUCGGAUAACGCAGAUCAAUAUAGUCUAGAGAUACUGAAGCAUGCCUUCGUCACAUACGCAGAUUGUGAAUAUGCAGUAAUACUAGUCCCACCAAAAGCAAACAGUUUCCAAUUAUUGAAUUUCUUUGAAAGAAUUCCCACCAAACCUCAAAGUGAUGCAGAUUAUUGUCUCUUCGUGGCUAGCCGAAUGGGAAUCGUAUCGAAAAUCACCGUUCGGACUGCCAGUGGCGACGAAGAUGUGACAAUCGCCCGCAAAUUCCUAACCAAAGCUUUCAAACCAUCACUUGCACGAAACCCUUCCUCUCGAUCCAUUCUCGAUGACACAACAGACAGCAGCCCCAUCAACAAUACAACAACCUGCAUGAUUGCUGAGCUGGAUUCGACAAUCAUUGCCGUGGCCACGCUUGAAUCGAGUAGUAAUGCUAGGCCGAUAGUGGACCAAUUCCACCUGGAUGCCUUUUGUGAUGUCGCCAUUCAGAAAACAAUGCUAGAAUCUAAACCUGUUGUUCUGAAAGAAUUUAUAGUUCAGGAAGGGUAUAGGACUAGAGCUAGAUGGAUAUUUGAGGAAGUCAUGAGACUGAAUGGCACUUCGGUCAUUUUACACUUUCAGGAUGUCGAGAAUUUUGAUGACUCUAAACGGAUAUUGAAGGAGGAGUUUGUACCCGUCCCUAGAAGGAGACAGAUCGUGUUUCCUCGGAAUCUUCGUGACGGCAAGGCAGUCCCACCGCCGAUCCGGGAGAAUUUGCAAAUUCUUACAAUGCCACUGAUUUAUGAGCCACAGGUGAUGGUCAACCGUCGCAUCGUCAUCAUGGGAAGUUCCGAUAUCUCGCUGGCCUUGAUUGAUAAAUUGGUCUACAAUGGAUACCUGACUUGUACGCAAGUAUACUUAAUAUCACCUGACGGGAUCAACAUUAAGGGUCCUCAAGAUGGCCUAGUUAGCCAUAGAUGUUAUUCUCAUCUCUGGUUGGAAGAAUCAGGUCUCUCGCAAUAUACAACGAUAAUCAAAGACCAUGCUACAUCCAUUGAUCGUGUGUCGAAGCGAGUCAACCUGAGUGGUGGCACGUCGGUUGGAUAUGAUUAUCUCGUCAUUGCUCAGGACUCGCAGUUUACCCUGCCUGCGAAAUUGUCAUCCUCGAAUGUAUAUACGAUGAACCCUAGUCAGUUGGACGCAGCGUGGGAGGCUGUUGAGGACUUUAGGAAGAGAACUGCCACUGAAGGUGGAGACAACCAAAAAGUGUUUGUUUAUGGACGUGAUAUACAAGCAUUUGCCACUAUAGAAGGCCUUUUAAGACGCGGCAUUCAAGGAAAAUCGAUUGUGCUCGGUACCCCGACAUCAUCACUAAGUUGUUUCCCUGACAAGAGAGUUUUCGAAGUCAUUUUGGCGUCCUUACAUGCUCAAGGUGUUGUUUAUGUUGAAGAUGCAACUUUUAUGGAAUUUGUCAAGGACUUCGUGACUUUGGAUGUCAAAGGGUCUCCAAAGACCGUCGAAGGAGUAUCUCUAGUCCUUGUAGCAGAUACCAAAACACUCGAUUCGGAUACCUUUAAAUGCUUACAUUCGAGUAGUCUCGUGGUUGAUGGCCUUUUGACCAUCGAUGAACAUUUCAGAACAGACGAUAUAUUCAUAUUCUCUGCUGGAAACAUUACUCGUCCUAAAUCGAGUUAUAAAACCCGAUGGUCACACUCGCCGUUUGAUUUACAUGAAGUUGGGUCUCGAUUGGGCGAUUUACUACUUCAUCUAGUGAACCCCCACUACUUCCAUGACGUAACUCCGUCGACAAGGAUGGAAUUUAAAGAUGCUAAACGGGUAGAGGCAUAUUUGCCUGGUGGGUUGCAUUAUCUGCAUUUCGCUAAACCUGCUCUUGCUGGAUCUGAACCGACACCUGGCAGAGAUUUGAUUAUUGAUAAGCCAGAGCUGGGAUUCUUCAAGAUUCGAAUAGAUACUCAACAUUUCAUAGAGGCGGUCACUUAUCUGGGUCAUCGAGAGGUCCCUGUAGAUAAUUAUUUGUGCUUGUAUCAAUUGGAUGAAAAGUAUUUGAACCACUUGGUGUCUAGAUUUGAUGAGGGAAUCGUAGAGGACUUUGUUGGGUAUCCUAGUUUUUUGAGUCAAGCAUGGGCUCUGCCUAUAUACCAUGACAAGUUUGCUGACUACGUUGCCAAGACACGAGAUUUGGUUGUUUCGUCCAAUAAUGAUGCUUUUAAAGGAAUUAUGAGCAAGCUAGAGGCGUCUCUUCACUUGAAGUCGAGUCUCAAUCAAAAUGAAUUAUAUGAAUCGCUAGUCAAAUCUGGUGGUGCCUCUGCAUGGGACGAACGUAUUUACGAUUUCUUAUUGUCGUGUGAAAUAUUCGAGUCUUUUCCAUAA
Synchytrium microbalum is the source of this 3423-nucleotide messenger RNA. RefSeq lists its product as uncharacterized. Lineage: Eukaryota; Fungi; Chytridiomycota; Chytridiomycetes; Synchytriales; Synchytriaceae. Bases 1 to 3423 code for a protein of 1140 amino acids. The transcript has 22 exons. The record is from RefSeq and is a predicted model, not a curated record.